Spodoptera exigua (beet armyworm) is the source of this 4343-nucleotide messenger RNA. Lineage: Eukaryota; Metazoa; Arthropoda; Insecta; Lepidoptera; Noctuidae. The record is from the annotation of a GenBank genome assembly.
AGCUUGUUCAGCUGCUCGUCGAAGCGGCUGUCGGACGGUCGCCUCUCAGCGAGUCUGCGUACGAUGUAGCGGCCAUUUUUGUUCUAAGUUCAUAAUAGCGUGCGCAUAUUUUAAUGUAUUUCGAGGGACUUUUAGGCAAUUUUCACGAUGACUAUAAUAGUUUUCCUAAUAGAUACUUCAGCCUCUAUGAACCAAAGAGCUUAUUUGGGCGGACGCCCAACGUUGCUCGAUGUAGCCAAGGGCGCUGUGGAAACGUUCGUAAAGGUUCGUCAACGUUCCCCCGAAAGCAGAGGCGACAGGUAUAUGCUUCUAACUUUCGAAGAACCACCCGCGAACAUCAAGGCUGGUUGGAAAGAGAAUCUUGCUACAUUUAUAAAUGAAUUAAAGAAUCUGCAAUGUCUGGGCUUGACUACAAUGGGUGCAGCAUUGAAGCAUGCCUUUGAUGUUCUAAACAUAAAUCGCAUGCAGACCGGGAUUGACACAUAUGGACAAGGAAGAUGUCCAUUCUAUCUGGAACCUUCUGUUAUUGUUGUUAUUACUGAUGGAGGGAAACUUUCAAGUAAUGCUGGCAUUCAGGAAGAGUUCAACCUGCCAAUGAAUUGCCCUAUACCGGGGUCUGAGUUGACUCGCGAGCCAUUCAGAUGGGACCAAAGAUUAUUUUCGUUGGUGCUUAGGCUAGCUGGAACGCCAGCUGUGGAGAGAGACACGGGCCUUGUGCCGUCCGAUUCAUCACCAAUCGACGCGAUGUGCGAAGUUACAGGCGGUCGUUCGUACUGUAUUACUUCACACCGUAUGCUGAUGCAGUGCAUCGAUAGUUUGGUUCAAAAAGUGCAAAGUGGAGUGGUAAUCAACUUCGAGAAGAUUGGCCCCGAUCCACCGCCCAUUGACGGCGCUAACAGUAGAGAGGGCGAACAAGAUGACGCGAACCACGAGGGGGACAAAGAAAUGGAAGGCGAUGGCGAAAGGAAUGGACGUUGGAACAGCGGCCAGUACCAAACGCAGAGCGGAGCUCCUCAAGCGUGGCAUUCGUGUCGACGUCUCAUCUACGUACCAAGGACGGUGGCUCAGAAAGGUUUCGCCGUCGGCUUCUGGCCUAUACCGGAAUCAUUCCGAUCAGACCCUAAUGCUCAAACAUUGCCACCUCGUUCGGCGCACCCAGUGGUAAAGUUCACAUGUUCGAGCCAGGAGCCCAUGGUCAUAGACAACCUACCUUUCGAUAAGUACGAGUUGGAGCCCAGCCCAUUGACACAGUUCAUAUUAGCCAGGAAACAACCUACCAUCUGCUGGCAGGUAUUUGUAGCCAAUAGUGGUUGCAAAAAUUCCGAAAUAAACCACCCGUUCGGUUACCUAAAGGCAUCUACGAACUUGACGUGUGUCAAUUUGUUUGUGUUACCAUACAACUAUCCGAUGCUACUGCCUCUUCUAGACGACCUGUUCAAGGUGCAUCGGUGCAAGCCUACUCCAGAGUGGAAGCUUGCCUUCCAGCAUUAUCUUGAUAGAAUGCCUACUUACUACGCUGUGCCACUUCGUAGAGCAUUAACAAAAAUGGGAGCAUCUGCACAACUCCUACAAAGUAUCCUACCUGACUCGCAAGACAACUCUCUCAGUUUCUCAGUAUUGAACUAUCUAAAAAGACUGAAAAAUCAAGCUAAAGUUGAAUUCGAGAAACUCUGUGCCGACGUCAUUAACAAAUCCUCCAGCAACAAUACACAGAAGGUAGCAGAAAGCGUAAGAGUAAUGCCGAGGUCACCACUGCGAAAGGACCUCACGACACAUCCAUGUUUACAAGACAAGUUUUCGGCGCUUCGGGAUCAGUUGAACGAAUUUGGUGGCUUCGUUGUGGGACUGUCUCGAGGCAGGCACAAGACACAAGCGCACACCUAUAGGAAUCCUUUCGAUAUACAGAGAAGAGAUUUAUUAGAUCAGGUGGUAAGAAUGCGAGCAAACUUCCUCCAACCGUCGCUAGCGCACACUCGUUUAGUCGACGAAGACAGCGUGCACUCAAUGCCGGUUGCCCAAAUGGGUAACUACCAAGAGUACCUGAAACGUAUGACGCCUCAGUUACGGGAGAUCGAGUCGCAGCCUGUACGACAACAUAUGUUCGGCAACCCCUUCAAGAUAGAUAAGCGCAUGAUGGUAGACGAGGCGGACAUGGACCCAGUGGGCGCGGUGCGGGGCGGCGGCGGCGGCGCGGGUGGUAAACGGGGGGCGGAGGGCCCGCGCGCCGCGCCUCCCAAGCGGAAGGCCGGCCCGCUGCCGCACCACGUGGUGGCGCGCCGCCCCUCCGAGCCCACCACGCCGCCUCCCUCACCCGCACCCGCCCCCUCCCCAACGCCGCCCAAAGCCCCUGUUGCACCUCUUUCACCUGUCACCACGAGACGACCUGCGUCUCCGUUAGCGCCCGUUCCAUCUGAUCUACCAUCCGGACGGCCUCCUGAGGAGCCUCCAAAUAUGGAUACGGGUGGUCCCGCAACAGGUCCCGCGUCGCCGCCUGCAUCGCCACCCGCUGUAGCUGCACCUCCCAACUUACCACCUGUUGUGAAACCUUUCCUCAAUGGAGACGCAUACACAACAAUGGGUACUAAAAUGCCGAGGUCACCGUCGCCGCCGCCACCGGAGCCGAUGCCUCCCCCUGUAGUACCAAUGGCGCCCGUCGUAUUGCACGACUCGCAGGAACUGCAGAUCAACGCCAUUUUACAGGGAGUCGCUGCCGAGAACAACUCCAACGCACGUUCUAGGAAGAGGAAACGAAAGAACGACAAAAUACAGUUGACGAUGCCCCCUCAACUGACGCGUAAAGAGCUCGCAGAUAUAAAGAAGCACAACUUAGAUGUACGGACAGAAGUCUUUCGCGCGGUUCGGCGACCUGGCAAAGAUUACUCGAAGUUAUUUGAACAUUUAAAACAAUUACAAGGUGGUGUGGACGUUAAAAAGGAAGUGAUACGCGAAGUUAUAAACGAAUCUCUAAGGUUCAAGCGUAAGGCCCUCGCCAAACUUUUGGAAGACUUUUUAGCGGGACUAGAGAAAAACGGAAGCAGUGCCUCAAUUAGUAUGAAGAGAGUUAACAACUCAGUGAUGUACAGUAAUGCUAAUAACCACAGCUAGUAAAGUGAGUUUAGUGGACAUUUUAAUGUGAUUGUUGACUGGCCACAUUUGCUGUUCAAAGUCAGGAACUUGGUUCGUCGUAGACAAUGGACACAAGCAUGUGCUGUUAUGAUAUUAAUUUCUGUGUUUAAUUUAAUGGUACCAAGCCAGUGUAUUGUUACUUUACCAAUAAUGAUCAUGUUCAAUGAUUUUGUAUUGCGAUUCCGCCUGGUAAGUAGUCAGUGUACAGUAUAAUAUAACACGAGAUGCGAUGUUAAUGAUCUCACGAGCCCGACAGCAACUCACUGUCGAGCGCAUAGGUACUGCAUAUUGUAUGCGAAUCAUUUUGUUUGUAAGAAACAGAAUACUUUGUCAAUCUGUAUGAAUCUUAUAAAAAACUGAUGGAGUAUAUUUAGAAGUCCUGUAAUUAUAGUAGAGCAUUUUAACAUUCAUCAACCAAUGUCAUAUCAUUAUUAUCUUCAUUAAUUUCAAAGGCAUUUUCGUUCAUGCAUUACAGCCAUGUCUUGCUGAUUUGUAACAAAGUUUAUUGACCAAGGAACGUGAAUAUGUGUCGGCCAAAACUAACAGUUUUCCUGUCAUUUUGGUAUUUUGUGUCUUACACAUAAAAAUGUAUUAAAGCAAUAUAACAUUUGAUUUUAUUAUCACAUAUGUGUCUUAUUCAAAAUGGCAGUAAAAUCGUGAGUUCCAUGUUGUAAAUAAAAUUGUACAUAUUAUUAGAAUGUUAUAGUUAUUACCAAUGGAAUGUAUGUGUAGGAUGCUUUUACGCAUCGGUCACUGCGACUGUUAAUGUGGCUGGAUGAACCCGACAGAGAUAGAUAUUAAAAUAUAUAUUAUUAAUAGAAUAAUGUAUCCAGGAAUGCUCAUACAUUUUAUGGACCUAAUGAAUUUAAUAAAGACAUUUAUAUAAAAUUUUAGUAUUGUCAUUAUUGACUCCAUUGACUCCAAUGGACAUUUUAAAUGUUGACAUCAUUAAUGGUGUUAUAUCACGAAAAUACGCUUCGUCACGGUUCUACUGUGUCUCACGAUUUUGUGGACAUAAGGUACCAAAGGGUAGUUUAUUUUGGAUGUUCUUUAUCAAGAAAUAGCAUCAUUACAUAAAAAGAGAACUGUGAUACUCGAAAUUUUAAAUUAUCGGAUAUUAUGGGGAUGGUCUACCGCCACAUUAACACGAGUUCGGUCAAUUUGUAAAGUGUAAUAUAUCAUUUUUUAAAUAAAUUAUGAUCCUUAUUGGAUUUUUA